Messenger RNA from Trematosphaeria pertusa, 1533 nucleotides. RefSeq lists its product as uncharacterized. Gene Ontology annotation, molecular function: amino acid transmembrane transporter activity. The record is from RefSeq and is a predicted model, not a curated record. Gene Ontology annotation, cellular component: membrane. Gene Ontology annotation, biological process: amino acid transmembrane transport. The transcript has 2 exons. The annotation marks the transcript as partial. NCBI's taxonomy places the organism in Eukaryota, Fungi, Ascomycota, Dothideomycetes, Pleosporales, Trematosphaeriaceae.
GAGCUGCGUCAGACCCUGAAAGAGCGCCAUGUAAACAUGAUCGGGUUCUCCACGGUGUUGGGCCUCGGGCUCUUCCUGUCCGCCGGAAAAGCGAUUUACAUGGCCGGACCUGGGGCUGCUGUCCUGGCGUAUCUUGUGGCGGGUACGAUAAUGUGGUCGGCGAUGGCCUGUCUGGGAGAGAUGACCGCGUUAUUUCCGGUCAAAGGCCCAAUCUUUGAGUUCCCCCGCCGCUUUAUUGAUGAGUCCGUUGGGCUGGCCAUUGGAUGGAUUACCUGGUUCUCCUGGGUAGUAACCCUUGCUGCCGAAAUAAUGUCCAUCACCGAAGUGUUCCGCUUCCAUUUCGACCCGGCAUAUCUCCAGACGUUCCAGUAUCCGUCCGAUCGCCUCGAAUGGCGCGCUGGGAUGGACACCAACCCCGCGGUGUGGGUAGGCAUCUUCCUCAUCGUGGUGCUCCUCGUGAAUCUACUCCCCGUAAGGCAGUACGGUCGGAUCGAAUAUGUCUUUGGUUGCAUAAAGAUCACCUUCCUGGUUGGGUUGAUCUUGUUCAACACCGUUCUAAACGCGCGACAUAAGUUCCACGCGGACCGGUUCUGGACGUACAAAGACCCUUACGGCUUCGCUAGAAAUGAUUUCUCAGUCAAGGACACCCACACAUAUACAGGCGCCCUCGGGGGACUCACGUCCUUCUGGACGACGCUGACCACGACGCUCUUCUCCCUGAUGGGAUGGGAAAUCAUCUUCUUCACAGCGGCGGAAAACCGAGACCUUCGGAAAACGGAGACCCUAAAGCUCGCAACCCGCAAGAUCACCAUCAGAGUACUGGUCCUUUAUGCGCUCUGUGCGUUCACCGUGGGUUUGAAUGUGCCCUGGGACGAUGCGCAUCUUGCCGACCUGACCAUCCAUGGAAUCUCCGGCGGCCAGAAUAGCGUCUUCAUUCUCGCCGCAGUGAGGGAGCGCGUCAAGGUGAUACCGCACCUCUUCAACGCGUUCUUCAUCUUCUCCCCGUUCAGCACCGCCAUCAACAACCUAUACGGAGCAUCGCGCAUCCUGCACGCCUUGGCAAGCCACCGCGACGCGUGGCCCGAGUGGGGUUUCUUCGAGGCCAUCCGGUCCCGGCUGGAGAGCACAAGGAUGGGUGUACCGAUGAACGCUGUCUUCGUGAGCUGGCUUGUCGGGUUCCUCGCAUUCCUCUCGACGAACGAGUCGCAAGCCGAAAAUCUGGGACGGAUGGCCACCGCGGCCGUCGCCGCGAAUCUCAUCAUCUUCGCCGUCAACUGCAUCGCGUAUCUGCAGUUCUACCGGCAGGUCAAUGCAGCGGCCACGGGCAAGUUGGACGAGGACCUCAACCUGACACCAGAGAUGCGGAACUUUUACAAGCGGGCCUCUCGUCAAUACCCGUAUCGCUCGCACCUCCAAUGGAUCCGGGCAGCUUACGCAUGCACGGGCUGCAUCCUUCUGGCGCUCUUCAACGGAUGGCGAACAUUCGUGUCUCCAUUCAGCGCCAAGGAUUUCGUCGCCUCGUACAUUGCUAUC